Enterobius vermicularis (human pinworm) is the source of this 704-nucleotide messenger RNA. The record is from the annotation of a GenBank genome assembly. NCBI's taxonomy places the organism in Eukaryota, Metazoa, Nematoda, Chromadorea, Rhabditida, Oxyuridae.
AUGCUUCCAAAUCAAACUUCAUUCCUCACUGGGGUUGGCAUUUGCAUAAUAGUUGUGCUGUAUUUCGAAGGAAAACUUUCACCAUCUAUUUUGCCGCCUGUGAACACUCCACCAAAGUUUUCUCAGGAUGUGAAAAGCAUUUUUGAACGACCAAAUCUUGUGCUGCAAUUAGUGUCCAACUGUAGAACGUCAUCUCGUCGAGAAAAUUACGUUAAACAACUGAAGCGAUACAUACGUAUUACUCAACUUGGCAAAUGUUUUGGUGGAAAGUGUUCACCGGAGUGUGAAACUCGUGCCAUUAGUAAACACAAAUUUUACUUAUCUUUUGAAAAUAGUGUUUGUCAAGACUACAUUUCGGAGAAAAUGUUUCGUCGGCUUGGACAUAUGUUGCCAGUUGUUUUAAAGAGGUCAAUAUAUUCCGGCUUUAUUCCGGAUGACGCUUUCAUUGCAGCAGACGAUUUUAAGUGUCCGGAAGAUCUGGCGAAAUACCUAAGGUAUUUGGGCGGUAAUUAUACUGCGUUUUCUAAGUACUUUGAGUGGACAAAGCAUUGGAAAUUAGAGCGGGAAAAUCACGCAUGUCUUCUGUGUAAAUUUCUUAAUGAAAAAAACGGUACUGUGAAAACUUUAGCAAACUUCAGGGAGUGGUGGUAUGACGAUAAAAAAUGUGAAAAGUACUACGCGGACCGCUUAACUUGCCAUUGACA